AUGACUUCGACAAUUGAGCUCGCAUCCUCUUUCAUUGAGGGUGCUCCUCCAGGCGAGCUCGCUGAUGUUGUCGCCGAUAUUCAGACCCUGACGGAAGGCGACGAUGUGAUCUCUUCGCUUACCCCUGCAUUCGAGCGAUACAACGAGAGUCAGUUGACCACUGUGAAAUUACCGGGCUCCAGCCAAGAGGUUAUUGUCAGCGAAUUCAACAAGCUCGAGGGCAACCGCUACUUUGACACUGAAAGCCAAACCUCGUUUGAGUUUGACCAUGUCACACAAACUGCCUCAGGAGCACAAUCAUCGCCCUUAGAGUCCCAAAAUGCGGACUUGAUCAAAUCUCUGCAGAAGGCCCUCGCUAUCCACGCUCAAGAACACUAUCCCAGCUCCUCCCACGGCGUCUACCCCAUUGAAAACGAUACCGCUAUCGCCAUUCUUCUUGUCGCAAACCGCUAUUCCCCUAACAACUUCUGGAAUGGCCGAUUCCGCGCCAUCUACCAAGUUCCCGUCUCCUCCCCAGCCCUCACCGGCAAGAUCCACAUUGACGUCCACUACUACGAGGACGGCAACGUUGCCCUAAACACUUCCAAGCCUGUUGAUUUGUCUGUUUCCUCCCUGUCCGCCGAGGCGAUUGUCUCGCGCAUCGCGGCCGCCGAGCGCGACUAUCAGGAGGAGCUGAACCGGGCGUUUGUCGCUUUGUCCGAGGGCGCUUUCAAGGGGCUGCGCAGACAGCUGCCCAUCACUCGGCAGAAGGUCGAGUGGGAGAAGGUCGGUGGUUAUCGGCUGGGACAGGAUAUUUCGGGCGGCAAGGCCCGGUAG
Penicillium chermesinum is the source of this 816-nucleotide messenger RNA. RefSeq names its product F-actin-capping protein subunit alpha. Gene Ontology annotation, molecular function: actin filament binding. The transcript is spliced from 7 exons. Gene Ontology annotation, cellular component: actin cortical patch; F-actin capping protein complex. NCBI's taxonomy places the organism in Eukaryota, Fungi, Ascomycota, Eurotiomycetes, Eurotiales, Aspergillaceae. The coding region runs from base 1 to 816 and encodes 271 amino acids. Gene Ontology annotation, biological process: barbed-end actin filament capping; actin cytoskeleton organization. The record is from RefSeq and is a predicted model, not a curated record.